UCCCUUUCUUCCCCAAACAUGGCCGAAACCGGGGGCGGUUUUCUGGAGCAACUCAAGUCCUGCAUCAUCUGGUCCUGGACGUACUUGUGGACUCUCUGGUUCUUCGCCAUCCUUCUUCUUGUCUACAUCUUAAGGGUACCUUUAAAGAUCAAUGAGAACCUGACCUCAGUGAGUAUGUUUUUGAACACAUUAACACCCAAAUUCUACGUUGCCUUGACAGGCACUUCUUCGUUAAUCUCAGGGCUUAUUUUGAUAUUUGAAUGGUGGUAUUUUCGGAAGUAUGGAACGUCCUUCAUCGAGCAAGUCUCUGUGAGUCACUUGCGCCCUCUGCUGGGUGGGGUGGACAACAAUUCUCCCAGUAAUUCAAAUACAAGCAAUGGGGAUUCAGAUUCAAACAGACAGAGUGUUUCAGAAUGUAAAGUCUGGCGAAAUCCCCUAAAUCUGUUUAGAGGGGCUGAAUAUAACCGAUACACCUGGGUGACUGGAAGAGAACCAUUGACAUAUUACGAUAUGAAUCUUUCAGCACAAGAUCAUCAAACAUUUUUCACAUGUGAUACUGACCAUUUAAGGCCUGCAGAUGCCAUAAUGCAAAAGGCUUGGAGAGAAAGAAAUCCACAGGCCAGAAUUUCUGCAGCACAUGAAGCUUUAGAGUUAAAUGAGUGUGCCACUGCUUACAUUCUCUUGGCAGAAGAGGAAGCAACAACGAUUGUGGAAGCAGAAAAACUGUUUAAACAGGCUCUGAAAGCAGGUGAAGGCUGCUACAGACGUAGCCAACAAUUACAGCACCAUGGUACCCAAUAUGAAGCUCAGCACAGACGGGACACUAAUGUAUUAGUCUACAUUAAAAGGAGGCUGGCAAUGUGUGCGAGAAAACUGGGGAGAACCAGGGAAGCUGUGAAAAUGAUGAGAGAUUUGAUGAAGGAAUUCCCUCUUCUUAGUAUGUUCAACAUCCACGAAAAUUUGCUAGAAGCUCUGCUGGAGUUACAAGCAUAUGCGGAUGUUCAAGCUGUUUUAGCAAAAUAUGAUGAUAUAAGUUUACCAAAAUCAGCAACAAUAUGCUACACAGCUGCCCUUCUCAAAGCCAGAGCUGUCUCUGACAAGUUUUCUCCAGAGGCAGCUUCAAGAAGAGGUCUAAGCACAGCAGAAAUGAAUGCAGUGGAAGCUAUUCACAGAGCAGUAGAAUUUAAUCCACAUGUGCCAAAAGAAACCCAGAGCUAACCUGGCUUUACUGCAGCCAUGGUCCCUCGGGAUUGGGAAAAAGGAAGAGUGGGAAGAGAAGCCCAUGGGAGAGACACUCAUUCAUGGAAGCUAUGGCAUCUGCUGGCAGGAGACGUGAGUAGAGCUGGAGGAGUUGGAGGAAGAAUGGGUGAGCUGGAUCGAGAGGACUUGAUGUGAUUUUGGCAACCACAAAGCAUGAGAAGGUGUUAGCACACCCUGCUAACCAGCCGGCUUUGAUUAUGGUGAGUGAUGGAGCAAUCACCUCUUCUACUGCAAUGGCAACAGCAGCUGCCCCUGCAUCUAGCCCCACAACCCAGCCUGCCCCGACUAUAGUAGAAGCAGCAGUGCAAUGGAGAGACACUAGCCCUGGAUGUAAAGUUCAACAGAGCUCCAAAGAAGUUGGGGUUCUUCCUAGUGCAUGUCUGGACAUACAUGCAAGAGUAUAAUCCAGAAAUGGCCACCAAAGGGGCCAAGGUGCGGUGCAUGACCAUGGCAUUGGAAGGUACCAUGGCUGAAUGGCUGGUCCUCUUCCACAAUGAUGCCUUAGAACUGAGAAACUUUUACUGCUUCAUGGCCAUCCUUCGGAAGAGCUUUGAAGACCCCCGAUUGCAAAGCCAGAGACCACAUAAAAACCAUCAGCCAAGGGCGCAGGGAAGAGGCCAAGUACACCUAAGAGUUUUGCGACCUGGCCUGUGGACUGACUGACUGGCCAGAAGAUGGUUUGGAUGCUUCUAAGAUGGGUUAAGCAACAAGGCCUACAACACCUGUAUCUCCAGGGAUGCCCCCCACCCUCCAUGGCUGAUAUGUCCUAGUAGAAGAAGUGGAAAUUGACCUGGCUGAAUCCAAAUACCAGCUAACCCCUGGGUAUCGAACAUCCUUCCCUGAAACAAAAGAACCUCCACAACCUCCAGCAUGCGAGCAGAGUCCAUACUGAUGAUUCACUGGUUGCUUCAAGUGUGGGAAGGAGGGGCACUGAGCUGGUUACUGCUGAGCUGCAUAACCAACCCAGAAGGCAAUUUUGAGUCCUGGCAAAAAAUUGGCAAAACCACCACAGAGAAACCACAAGACAGUCCAGAAGGGAGUAAAGGUCGUAAAGUGCACCCCAUCCCCCAAGGAUUGUGAGAGAAUUCCGACUGGCCCAGUGGACAGUCCAGCAGGAAGCAAAUCAUACUAC
Ahaetulla prasina is the source of this 2392-nucleotide messenger RNA. It is a transcript of the gene ST7, whose product is annotated as suppression of tumorigenicity 7. NCBI's taxonomy places the organism in Eukaryota, Metazoa, Chordata, Lepidosauria, Squamata, Colubridae. The transcript has 12 exons. The record is from RefSeq and is a predicted model, not a curated record. Bases 19 to 1218 code for a protein of 399 amino acids.